CUCAUUUAACAUAAAACGUUUCAAUGGCGUAAAACACCCCUUCGUUAACAUUUUCAGUGAUCGCCCAUCUCUCAUCCAUACAUCCCUCAGCGUGCGCUCCCAGGUAUGGUGACGAUAACAAAUGCGGAAGUUUGUAGUCAACAGCGCAGGGAGCGGCUGGAGUGAACUGUCCACAGUCAGGCACGAUGUCCAACAACGACGAUAUCCGAUACUGUCAUCGAUGCUCCUACAUUUUCCUCAAAUUAAUCCUGUUCAGUUAUGCCAUCAUCUGGUGGUUGAUAGGUGGCUUUAUCCUGGCCAUUGGUAUCUAUGCUGAGGUGGAGAGACAACGCUUCAAGACACUGGAGGGAGUGUUUUUGGCCCCAGCUAUAAUCCUGAUCGUUCUAGGAAUCCUUAUGUUUGUGGUUUCACUCAUUGGAGUCUUGGGAUCUCUGAGGGAUAAUCUAACCCUACUGAAAGUGUUUAUGUACACCCUGUCUCUGUGUCUGAUCCUGGAGCUGCUGGGAGGAAUAAUGGCGCUGAUGUUUCACAACCAGACAUUGGUGUUACUGAACAAGAACAUCAAAAAAGGCAUAGUGAACUACUAUGAUGACCUAGACUUCAAAAAUAUCAUGGACUUUGUACAGAAGAAGUUUAAGUGUUGUGGAGGUCAAGAGUAUACAGACUGGUCAGUCAACAUGUACCACAACUGCUCUGCCCCUGGUCCGUUGGCCUGCGGUGUCCCUUAUACCUGCUGCAUUACUACUAAGCCUAAUGAAGUGGCGAACACUAUGUGUGGGUACAAGGUGUUGGAAAAAACGCGUUUGGACUUGAUUGACGCCAUCCAUAUCAGAGGCUGCACUGAUGCUUUCUUCAUCUGGCUGAUGGACAACUAUAAGAUUAUGGCUGGACUGCUAUUAGGGAUCCUUCUACCUCAGUUCUUUGGUGUGAUAGUCAGCUGGUUGUACAUCACUCGCGUUGAAGACGCCAUCAAUGAGUACGGUCACUACAUGGACCUACUGGACUCAAGCGCUGAUGAAAGAGAAAUCAAGAAGCAGGGCCAAAUGGGCAAAUGGUUUAGGUGUAUGCCAGAGAUCGACUGAUGAAGCAUAAAACAAAAAGCCGCAAAGGACUCCAUCCAACACUCACAGUUGGUUAAAUCACUCCAGUCAGUCCACAUAUGCUGCUGCCACUGUGGGAGCCUUUGAACUGCAGGUUUACUACAUUUAAAAUGUGUUGUUUUUUCAUGUUUGUUUGUUUGUUGUUUUUGAGAAGAAGGAAUUAUUCAGCAACCAGAUUAUUGAGAGUUUGAUAUUCAAGUGUCUGUUCCUUUUUCAGUUUAAUUGUAAACGUACUACAUGUAUACAACAAAUAAAUGUUUGCAGGGCUCACUGUGGUGUUAGAUGCAUUGUGCCCAAAGAGUCUCAGGGAUAAACUCAGAAACCAAUUGAACCACCGUUGCUUCUGAUUUUAUAUUAUGACAUUUAUUUCCAAUACACAACCACAAUUUACUCUUUCUUAUUUUUUAUACCUUUGUUUUUGCCACAAAUUAAAGAAUUGAUUGGCACCUUUAAACAACCACUGUUAAAGAAGGUCCUAUCCAACCACUACCAUUUCCAAAAUCUCCAAUGCAAGCUAGUGUAGGCUAAGACACCAUUUCUUUCAUCUGAAACAGGACGUGUUUGCCUUAUUUGUAUAAAGACUUGAGGUUUGAGACUGUAGAAAAAGUCUUUAUACAGUACCCUGCACAUCCACUUAUGACCACAGAUGCUCACUGAACUUUUGGGAUGUUUGUAUUGCUCACGUUUUCUUCAUCAUUGCCUUAACUUUUAACUUCUUCAAAAAACAUUUUCUAAUCAUCUUCAGUCAACUUACUAGUAUAAUGAGAAAAUUAAAAAGCUGACCUGACCCAGAGUCUGCUUCAGAUGAUCAGUUUUAUGUCAAUUUAAAAGAUGAAAACCAAUGCUGUGAGUGCCACUGCCAUACUCUCGCUUUGCCAGAGAGUGUGGCUACUCCACAUAGCAUUUGGGGAUGGAAGGAAAAUGUGCUUUGGUUUCUUGGCAUGUUUUAAACCAAUCACAAUUGUCAUGGGCAGGUGCUAAGCACUGGAGAAAAGCCAUGGUCCGCUACAAAAUAGCCUCGGAAGGAACUUGUUUUGGUGAAACGUGUACGUUUUAAUGUUGUUUUAAUCAUGUAACAGAAAACUCAGAUUGGACAGAUAGUCUAGCUAGUUCACACAGAACGUACCUCUAGUUACAAAACCUUGUGACUUGAAGCACAAGCUAUGAUGUGUGUCAAAGUCUCUAUCCACCUCCCUGCCAUUUAAUGUGCUACUGAACUUUGUUUGGUUUGAUGUGAAGUUGGAAACUGAGACCAAAUAGGCAAUCUGUAAAUUGUACUUUGUGUCUUUUUGUGACUUCACUUAUGAUAUAAGUAUAUACUGUACUGUACUUACAUCACUUCUAAAACAUGUUUUCAAGCAUUUAAAAUUGGUUCUUUUUACUCUCAUUGUUUCUAUUCAACAGUACUUACCAAGCUUUCCACAUUGGCCUUGUUUCCAAUGGAGGGUCAAAUAAAGAUUGUCAGGACUUUAUCCUCACUAGUAAACUCACAAAUCAGUGUCAAAUAUCUAAUAUUGUUGAAUAAAUUAAAUCAGCUUGUGUUCAUUUUGCUGCAGAAAAGAAGUAUUUGAUUUUUACCUUACUAACAUGUUGCAUUGUCCUUCACUUGGAUUUGUUUUGUUAAGCCUUGAUUAAAGUCUUUUCUUGUUUAA
This is a messenger RNA of Etheostoma spectabile (orangethroat darter), 2752 nucleotides long. It is a transcript of the gene tspan15, whose product is annotated as tetraspanin 15. The record is from RefSeq and is a predicted model, not a curated record. The transcript is spliced from 8 exons. Gene Ontology annotation, cellular component: plasma membrane. The coding region runs from base 186 to 1082 and encodes 298 amino acids. NCBI's taxonomy places the organism in Eukaryota, Metazoa, Chordata, Actinopteri, Perciformes, Percidae.